AUGGCUGUGUCCAAGAUCUCGUCUUUGUUGGCUGUCUUGGCUUCUUCUUCGUUGGUGUCUGCCCAUGGCCACGUCAAAAACCUUGUUAUCAACGGUGUCUCCUAUGAAACCUACGAUAGCACCAACUUUCCCUACAUGCGAGAUCCUCCCAUUGUAGUCGGCUGGACAGUCAAUCAGAAAGACAAUGGCUUCGUCUCUCCCCAUUCCUACUACGACUCCGACAUCAUUUGCCACCGGGAUGCUGUUCCCGCUCAGGGACAUGUCCAGGUUACGGCUGGCGAUGUCAUCACCAUCCAGUGGUCGGAGUGGCCUGACGCUCAUCACGGUCCUGUCGUGGACUAUCUCGCCAACUGCCACGGCCCAUGCGAGGACGUCGACAAGACCAGUCUUGAGUUCUUCAAGAUUGACGGCUUAGGCAUUGUCGAUCGAGGCAAUCCCGGCAAGUAUGCCGACGAUGUCCUGCUUGAAAACGGCUACGCAUGGAAUGUCCGGAUUCCGGAUAACAUUGCAUCCGGUAACUACGUUCUUCGACAUGAGAUCAUCGCUCUACACAACGCAAUUGAGAAGUACGGAGCCCAGAACUAUCCUCAGUGCUUCAACCUCAAGAUCGUUGACGGAGGCUCUGAUGAGCCGAAUGGGGUUCUCGGUACUGAGCUGUAUGAUGCUGAAGAUCCCGGAAUUUAUAUCAACAUCUAUGCCGACCCGGCUGAUUACAAGGUGCCUGGGCCAACAAUCAUUGAGGGUGGUGUCACAUCAGUGAAGCAGGAGCCUUCGUCAGCCUAUACUACUGCGUCAGCGACAACUAAAUCCUAGGAGGAUUUUGGGGUUUUUUGUAUCUAAAUCAUGAGUAACAAUAUUACUGUCUAGGACGAACACGCAGGGCUUGGGUGACUUAUACCACCCGGAACUGUGAUAUUGCAAACGC
This is a messenger RNA of Ilyonectria robusta, 925 nucleotides long. RefSeq names its product glycoside hydrolase. The coding region runs from base 1 to 813 and encodes 270 amino acids. The record is from RefSeq and is a predicted model, not a curated record. NCBI's taxonomy places the organism in Eukaryota, Fungi, Ascomycota, Sordariomycetes, Hypocreales, Nectriaceae. The transcript has a single exon.